UUUAUAAAAAAAAAAAAAAAAAGAAAGCAGAAAAGCAGAGAGCCAAAAAAAAUUAAAAAAAGAGGAGCUUUUGCAGCGUACAAGCAUCAUCCUGUGUGGAGGAGCUCAAGAAAUUUUACAUUUAUGGAGACACACAGAGAAAUGAGAAACAGAAGCUGAAGAAGCCUUUGGAUCCUUUUCUCUUCUCCAGUUGAAUUUGAUUUGACCAAGUAAAAGAAAAUUUUGACAGAGAAUCAGUGCUGACUGUCUGAAUUCUGAUCACAUUGUCUGGUGUCUGCUCCUUCAUCAUCUGUUUUUUGAUUUGAUUUGAUUUUUUGUCAUCUAAACUAUAUCAUCGCCAAUGGGAGCCCGAUGCUCCAAAUUCUCGCUCUGCUGGUUCCACUCUCAUCUCAAGCCUUCCGUACUCGAAUCCUCCGAUCUCGAAACUGGGGCCAAGAAUGACGGAAAUGUAUGGCCGAGCUUCACAGAGUUCAGCUUCGAGCAACUGAAAGCUGCCACUAGUGGUUUCUCUUCGGAUAAUAUAGUGUCGGAGCACGGUGAAAAAGCACCCAACGUUGUUUACAAAGGGAAGCUCGAUAAUAAUGACCGAUGGAUUGCCGUUAAGCGAUUCAACAGACUGGCAUGGCCUGAUUCUCGCCAAUUCCUUGAGGAAGCCAGAUCAGUGGGGAGUUUGAGGAGCGAGAGAUUGGCAAAUUUGAUUGGAUGUUGCUGUGAAGGCGAUGAGAGAUUGCUUGUUGCCGAGUUUAUGCCCCAUGAAACGCUGGCAAGACAUCUAUUUCACUGGGAGAAUCAACCAAUGAAAUGGGCAAUGAGGCUGAGGGUCGCUCUUUAUUUGGCGCAAGCGCUGGAAUACUGUAGCAGCAAAGGAAGGGCAUUGUAUCAUGAUCUUAAUGCCUACAGGGUCUUAUUUGAUCAGGAUGGUAAUCCCAGGCUAUCUUGCUUUGGACUAAUGAAGAAUAGCCGAGAUGGCAAAAGUUAUAGCACGAAUUUGGCUUUCACACCUCCGGAGUACUUGAGAACAGGUAGAGUGACCCCAGAGAGUGUAGUUUACAGCUUUGGAACACUCUUGUUGGAUCUUCUGAGUGGGAAGCACAUUCCUCCAAGCCAUGCACUUGACCUGAUUCGUGGCAAGAAUUUUCUUAUGUUAAUGGAUUCUGCUUUGGAGGGUCAUUUUUCAAAAGAUGAUGGAACUGAACUAGUGCGAUUAGCUUCACGUUGUCUACAGUAUGAACCUCGUGAGAGGCCAAAUGCAAAGUCCCUUGUUACGUCACUUUUGUCACUUCAGAAAGAAGCAGAGCAGGUUCCAUCUUACGUAUUGAUGGGUAUCCCACAUGAAACUACAUCAUCAACUCAGCAAUUGUCCUUAACUCCUUUUGGCGAGGCAUGUUUGAGAGUGGAUCUUACUGCUAUACAUGAAAUACUGGAGAAGAUCGGAUACAAGGAUGAUGAAGGGAUUGCCAAUGAGCUUUCUUUUCAAAUGUGGACUAGUCAAAUGCAGGAGACAUUGAAUUCUAAGAAGCAUGGAGACACGGCUUUUAGAGCCAAGGAUUUUGCAACUGCCAUUGAAUGCUAUACACAAUUCAUUGAUGGGGGAACCAUGGUAUCACCAACUGUGUAUGCGAGGCGCUGUUUAUCUUACUUGAUGAGUGAAAUGCCACAAGAAGCUCUUGGGGAUGCUAUGCAAGCCCAAGUGAUCUCUCCUGAAUGGGCCACUGCCUCCUACCUUCAAGCAGCUUGUCUCUUCAGCCUCGGAAUGGAGACGGAUGCACAAGAAACACUCAAAGAUGGCACAAAAUUAGAAGCCAAAAGGAACAAAAGCUGAAAUUGUAUAGGUUUCUCAUUUUCCCCCUCCUUUUUAUUAGCUUCCUUCUGUUGUUUCUUUUUUUUUUUUUUUUCUAAUAAUUAUGUGUAGGCUAUUCAUUGUAUGUUAGUCCUCUUAAUUUCCCCACCUCAUUUUCAGCUUUUCUUGACACUACAAGAUUGAGGAUUUUUCAGGAAUUGUUGUGUGUUGAUACAUAUUAAUGCUGAGUCUUAAAUCUAUUGAAUGCAGUAGCUAAUACACGUUACUGAUUA
Manihot esculenta (cassava) is the source of this 2073-nucleotide messenger RNA. Its product is annotated as serine/threonine-protein kinase BSK6. The record is from RefSeq and is a predicted model, not a curated record. The coding region runs from base 341 to 1822 and encodes 493 amino acids. Gene Ontology annotation, molecular function: protein kinase activity; protein binding; ATP binding. Lineage: Eukaryota; Viridiplantae; Streptophyta; Magnoliopsida; Malpighiales; Euphorbiaceae. Gene Ontology annotation, biological process: protein phosphorylation; brassinosteroid mediated signaling pathway. The transcript is spliced from 10 exons.